AUGGCGGGAUCCAGUCCAUCGGAAAUCAUCUUUAUCGCCAUCAAUAACAGCAUCACCUUGAUAGGAAAAGUGUGGUUCGUUGUGAUGAUCUUUCUACGCGUCCUGAUCCUCCUCCUUGCUGGUUACCCUCUCUACCAGGAUGAACAGGAACGAUUUGUAUGCAACACCAUUCAACCAGGCUGUGCCAACGUUUGCUAUGAUAUAUUUUCUCCGAUAUCCCUUUUCCGCUUCUGGCUGGUGCAACUAGUCACCUUAAGUCUGCCCUACAUCAUCUUUGCAAUCUAUGUGAUCCAUAAGGUGUCAAAUGGCCUCACUGUUACUAUGAGCUCCUCGGGUCCAGGUGAAACUGUUCAACUUUACAAGAUCCAGCAAGAGCUGUUCGUCAAGACCGCUGGAAAAAAGAAGUCUCCAGGAGUGGAGCGAGGGUCGAUCCGAUACUUCACAGGUGCAUACAUACUUCAGUUGAUGUUACGGACCUUUCUGGAGGUGGGAUUUGGGGCGGCUCACUACUACAUGUUUGGUUUCUACAUCCCCAGGAGGUUUCUGUGCCAGCAUCCUCCAUGCACAACCCAGGUGGACUGCUAUAUCUCCAGACCCACUGAGAAGACUGUGAUGCUCAACUUUAUGCUUGGGGUGGCGGCCUUGUCUCUUUUCCUAAAUGCUCUGGAUUUUAUUUGUGCCAUCAAGCGCUCCGUGAGGCAGAAGAGGAGGACAAAGGUGAUGGAGAUUGUUGAUGAGGACAAGCACAAUUUCCUGGGGACCCUGAAUCCAAAUUCUACCUUGAGUCAUCAAGCUCCGGAAAUAGAUGCUGAUCAAAAAGGGAGUUUCCGGAAGAGGCAAGGCAGCAGGGGUUCUUGCAAAGGGGGGGCAUUCGGAAUAAUUCAGGAUGCACCCUCUGCCCUUCACCAUUCGGAACCUCUGGGCUGCAACGCCAAUGGAAACAAUGGCUACUCUGCUUCCCCAGAGGAGGCUCUUGAGAAGGAAGGCGACGAGCGGGCUCUCUGUCCCUUAGAGCUGACAGGGAACCCCAAAGCCAUUUCUGUUAAUAAACGCAGCAGCCUCAAACCUCCGCCACCCCCCAGGCGGGACCUCAGGGUGUUACCACGAGCCAACAGAGAUGAACCCGCAGCAACAGGAGCCUGCACGAGGAGGAUUGGUCAGUACACUUUGGUGGAGCUGGGCAGUGGUGCAGAACUAUCUAAUGAUGAAGGUCAGGAGAAAAGAUCCGAGUGGGUGUGA
Phycodurus eques (leafy seadragon) is the source of this 1239-nucleotide messenger RNA. It is a transcript of the gene gjd4, whose product is annotated as gap junction protein delta 4. Gene Ontology annotation, biological process: cell communication. NCBI's taxonomy places the organism in Eukaryota, Metazoa, Chordata, Actinopteri, Syngnathiformes, Syngnathidae. Gene Ontology annotation, cellular component: connexin complex. The transcript has 2 exons. The coding region runs from base 1 to 1239 and encodes 412 amino acids. The record is from RefSeq and is a predicted model, not a curated record.